AGCAAACACUUGCGCUAGCGUACUUGUGUGUUGUGCAGAGGAACUGGUUCACAUCGAAAAGGUUUAACGUGGACUAAGUCAACGUCUCAGAAUGUCUGGAGGGACCACACUGGAGAACGCGAACCCUGUGGUGUUCCAGCGGUCCGGUGACAGGCUGCUGACAUCGAACGAGGAGGACGAGGACGUCCAUGACCCCAUCGACGAGAGGGAAAUAUUCGAUCUGAUCAGAUCCAUCAGCGACCCGGAGCAUCCUCUGUCUCUGGAGGAGCUCAAUGUGGUGGAGCAGGUCCGCGUCAAGGUCAGUGACGCAGAGAGCAUCGUGGGCAUCGAGUUCACACCUACAAUCCCCCACUGCAGCAUGGCAACACUCAUUGGUCUGUCAAUCAAAGUCAAGCUGCUACGCUCCCUGCCAGACAGGUUCAAAAUUGAUGUCCACAUCACUCCCGGGACUCACGCCUCAGAGGAAGCAGUGAACAAACAGCUGGCGGACAAAGAGAGAGUUGCAGCGGCUCUGGAGAACUCGUCGCUGCUGGAGGUGGUCAACCAGUGCCUGACCCCCACCAGGAGCAUCUGAGCGGCCAAUCGGCUUUGACGUCUUCUGCUAUCAGCCACCGAUCAGCCAAUCAUGUUUGACUCUUGUCUUUGACAUCUGAGAUGUGUCGGCCAUGCUCUCUACCCCCCCCCCAAUCAUCAAUCCAGGUGUGAACAGCUGCAACUGGUGGACACUGAUGCAACAAAAACCAUCUCCGCACCUAAAGAGAUUAAUAGAAGUUAAUAAUCUUCAUGCAGAAUAGUUUGGACAGAGCGGUUACAUUUCACUUCCAUCUGGGAAUUUGAAAUGAAGAAGCUGCCUGUCAGGUCAUUCAGCGUGAUUCCUGUUUUAUGUUAUUAAAUCUGUAUUCUAACACAUGCAAUUCAUCAUUUUUUGCAAUCCCCAUCUGUAUAUAAUAUUGAUGCUUUUGACAUUUUAAUAAAAAUGGAAAUUUAAAUAAAA
This is a messenger RNA of Anarrhichthys ocellatus (wolf-eel), 994 nucleotides long. RefSeq names its product cytosolic iron-sulfur assembly component 2B (gene ciao2b). Gene Ontology annotation, cellular component: cytosolic [4Fe-4S] assembly targeting complex. The coding region runs from base 92 to 574 and encodes 160 amino acids. The record is from RefSeq and is a predicted model, not a curated record. The transcript is spliced from 5 exons. Lineage: Eukaryota; Metazoa; Chordata; Actinopteri; Perciformes; Anarhichadidae.